AUGGCUUCACAUGGUUCGUACCUUGAGUACAAACGGGAGACACAGUACAUAGUGUACUGGAUGAUCCAGGCUUCAAAUACGAUCCUCAAAAACUCUCCGGCCUCCUUGGGAGACGAUGCAACCAAAGUUGCAAACCCCACUGCCCAAUUCCAACCACGAUUUAUCGUCUGUUUCGCGGCCACACAGAAUCCAGAUCCUGAAUUAGAGAGGCAGAAUUCUUCCCACAAGCAUUUCAUUGAUGCUUUAGUUGAGGCUUUCACAGUUCUUGGGGGUGAUGGGUGGGCGUCAGGGCAGAAAGCUAAGGAGGGAGAACUCGAUGAGCAGGAGGAUAUUGAGCAAAUCAUUUUUGCGAACAAAUUCAAUGCACUGAAUGUUAACCCCGAACAAUCUGGUGGAGAAGAGGUUGAUAUGAAAAGCGAUAAUGAAUCUGACCAAGAAUCAGAGUCCGUGACAACUGCUCAAAACCGUCAGCAAAAGAAAUCUUCCGGCAAGGGAAAGAAGGGCCGCCGGGGAAAGAAGGGCAAGAGAAAACAAAAUAAGGUGGUCCUCGAGAAAACAAGCUUGACUGAGUUACCGUUGGAAAGCUACCGUAUUAUCCACGAUGAGGAUGGAAAUAUUACCGAUUAUCUGAUGGCAAUCUAUGGACUUAUUCAGGAAUGGGGCGACCUUCGAAUCUAUUUACAAAAGCUCUGGGCCGAAGUUGCGUAUGACGGUCUCAAUGGCGUUGUUGCUGCCACUGUGUCCAACGUGGCUAUUACUAUGGUCAAACAAGCAGAGUCAGCCAUAUUUGUCGAUUUUCCUGGUCAUGAUUCCUACGAGACUGCAAUGAGGACUAUUACGCGAGGAGACCUAGAAAAAGCCCAGAGUAUGUUCACUAUGCGGCUUAUGAUGUUGGGCCGAGAUGAUAGUACAUCUCAAGUAGUUCAUGAAACGGCCAUUGACAUCAAAGAACAAUUCUUGAUCCAUGCGUACCAGGAUCUUCUCGACUUUGUGACUGACUUCCAAAAGAACCGCAGUGGUAAGCCAACAAAACGUAUGUUGGCUGAAAUCCGCAACUGGGAUCCUCAAUUUGAUGUUCAGCAAGCCGACAAACAGGAAAGAAUCAGAUGGCGUCGAUCGUAUACGAUUAAUUGGCUUUACGAUUUGGUCAAUGUCUUCUCCGCCAUCGUCGUCCAGCGAAACACCAUGAAAGGCGAAAAUCACGACUACGCCAAGGUUGACUGGUCCAUUGAGGGUCCUUGGAAUGUGCAUACAAGACUAUUUGGUUUGCAAGAAUUCGCAGGUUUUGUGACUUCUCUUGCCAUGCAGCCAGCCGGUACAGACAUUCGACAAAAGAUCCUUCCCCACCACGUGUUUCAACUUCAAUGUAUCGUUGAUGCCUUUACAAUUUCGCGUGGCUGGUCAAUGAGCGCACUCAGAGGCCAUAUCCUUCAACGGCCUGCUCAGGGUUUUCGACCGAGACGAGAUGUUGACCUUUUUUUGGACCGGAAAUAUGAGAGGUUUUCCAAGGGCUAUCUCCAGGCUGUACAAGUUCUGAAUCAGUUGUUUGAGCAGGAUGACCCUGUCCAACAUCGUCAACAUAUUGAGAUUCUCGAGGAGAUACAGGAUGAUUUCCGUAAUUGGCUCGGGGAAUCCAAGUACAUGUAUGGCUUKAACACAAUCCCCCCMUCCCGAUUUUCCAACACGAAUGCGAAUGGUCUUUGGGACUACUCUCCUUUUCUGUGCGCUGUGGGGUUGAUGGAAGCACUGGAGAUUGCUUACUUGUCAAGCAUGAAGUUAUGGGAUCAAUUUCCGGAGGUCGUGUUGGCAAUACAUUUACACAACAUGCUAGUGCAGAAAGGUUACCUCGCACGGCAUAUUGGACUAUUUGCAAGCUUGGAAACGUUGUUUUCUCGCUCAUUUUUCGUCAAUGGCAAAGUUCCCACAUCGGACUUUGGCGGUGCCCUUCGUGCACGAGUGAGAGAAAUUGGAGCUCGCGGGGCUCAGUCCGAGCGAAAUGCCUUUACGCGAAAUGCGGCACGCUCAGCCACAACCAUCCAUAGCCUAUUUGAUGCACAAUGGGAUCCUAUGCGUAUUCCUGACAGCGACAUUCCCGUGGAGUCCUUGCUAGGAACAAUUCGGAUUAGCAACACAGACCUAAUGGUCGACUCAGAUACCGGUGAGCGACGAUUGAAGGAUUCGGAUUUAGUCCAACGUUCGAGAGCCAAAGGUAUGGACGACGCGACCAUCCUAGAAAUGGCAUCAAAGUUAAAGCGAGCAUCCGAAAGCGAUGAUUUUCUCAAUCAAGCCUUGAUGGAUUCACUUCCAGAGGAAGAUCGAUUGAAUUAUCAGACUCAGAGGAAAAAAGCGGCGGCUAACCAUUCCUCCACCAAGGGUAAUGGAGCUAGCAUGAAAGGAGUAGAGCUCCUAAAGGUUUUGAGAUGGGAUAUAUUUACCGACGUGUGUGGCGAACUGAGACCUUUGUCAAGUCUGAACUAUCUUUGGGUCACAGCGAAAAUCAUAAUGCUCUUCGACACAAUCGAGAAUGAGUUGCGUGAGACUAGACACCCGUACUAUGCUCAAGCCUAUGAUGGGCAUGAUUUCAGGUGCACAAAGAGAAUCAAGUUGGUGACGAUGGCUUUGCUUGAAGAAGAUGAAGGAUGUUUAAAAGUAAUGGCAAAGCAAUUCGAAAAUCUGCGAGGAGGUUUCACACACCAUAUCUAUUGGGACGACCUGGAAGCAAUGAGCGACCGAGUGAAAACACUUCGUGCAAAAGAAGGUGGAGAGAAGCUAGAAGUAGAUGGAUGUAUUGUGAUGUAA
Talaromyces amestolkiae is the source of this 2799-nucleotide messenger RNA. RefSeq lists its product as uncharacterized. NCBI's taxonomy places the organism in Eukaryota, Fungi, Ascomycota, Eurotiomycetes, Eurotiales, Trichocomaceae. The record is from RefSeq and is a predicted model, not a curated record. Bases 1 to 2799 code for a protein of 932 amino acids. The transcript is spliced from 4 exons.